Molecule: messenger RNA, 3192 nt
Organism: Helobdella robusta
Lineage: Eukaryota; Metazoa; Annelida; Clitellata; Rhynchobdellida; Glossiphoniidae
Exons: 15
Coding region: 1-3192 (1063 amino acids)
Source: RefSeq, a predicted model, not a curated record
AUGCCAGCGGCCAAUGAACAAACGCCAACCAUCUUGUGGUCGCAAAAAUUCGGCACGUGGUCCAAAUUCCGUGCUCUCAUUGGCCAAACAGAUAACUGGGCCAACCAAUCAGCGUUAAGAUACGCGCACACGCAGCCAAAAAACAAGGCUUCUUAUUGGUCGGUCGAUUAUAACCCACGAAAUGACGUAAUCUACUGGUCUGACGAAUCACAGCCCUCGUUUAUUUAUAGACAAGUUUCUAAAAAUAGCUUCCAAUGGCUUGACGAGGACCUAGAUAUUUAUAACUUGACACGUCAUCGUGUUUAUGUCAACGAGCUCGCCGUUGAUUGGAUGACGGGAAAUAUUUAUUUCAUUGACAAUUACAAUGAGGUCAUUUCCUUGUACAAAGAUCCGACUGUCAAGGUCAUUCACAUCGAUGACGUCACACAUCCGAUAGAGAUGUGCCUUGAUUCAACUAACGGUUUCAUGUUCUGGCUCGACACUAUCGCGAACGAAGGCCUGUACAAAAUCGAAAAAUCGAAUUUACUCGGCGGCAACCGAUCGAUCAUUAACACAUCACCGAUAUCGAGAAGAUUAUCGGCCAUCACUACUUACUUCAGCGGCAGAGGUGACGAUGGGAACGAUGAGGUCUUCAUCGUUUGGAUAGAGGAUGUCAGCAGGAGAGUGAUGUUUUCUGACGCAAAUGGCCGUGACGUCAGAGAGAUGUACCGUUUCGACGAGAAUAGAAUUUACAGAGGAAUCGGUGCUUUUCAGAAUAAUCUAUUUUUAGCCGAUCAAUCACGAUUGACGGUAGAGAUGAUUGACAUGAAAAGCGGCCAAUUAUUAAAUGCAAUCGAAAUUGACGCCCUGCCCACUGACCUAAUUGUGAUGCACACAUUAAACAAAGACAUAAAACACGAAUGCGACAAUAAAUUUUGCACCGAUUUCUGCCUAAACGUCGGCCAUUUAAAAGGGAGAUGUGCUUGCAGGGAUGGCUACUACUUGGCAUUGGACGGUGUAUCGUGCGAAGCCAGCCGAUCGAUUAUAAUAUUCGCUACCGACGAUAAUCUAAUGCUGGCCAUCCCCAAUACGAAUAUACCACAUCCAUACAUGUUCAAACUCAACCUGUCCAUCUCUCUGACGUCACUGGCCUCCAUAGACGAAACGCCGUUCGGCAUGGAUACAAGUUUUAAAGAUAGGCGAUUAUUUUGGACCGACACUUCAACUGGCUCGAUAUUCGUGAUAUCGGUGAAUCAAAACAAUAGUACUAGAAGAAGCGAUGGUGGAGAAGGGUUCGCCACGAAUUGGAUCGACGAGUCGGUAUACUGGAUGGAUAGUCGGAGCGGAUACUUGAUGACGUCAGAAUUUGACGGGUCGUACCAUUCCAUCGUUCAUGGGGGGUUCAAGUCUGGCAGGGGCCUCGUUGUUGAUCCAUAUCAAGGGAUUUUAUAUUGGAGCCAGUUAAAUCGAACAACGCAAAAACGACAGUUAUGUAAACUCCAGUUCAACAAUAAUAACAACAUCGAUAAUAAUAACAAUAGUUAUAAUAAUAACUAUAACAAUAAUUAUAAUAACAAUAAUAAUUAUUACAACCAUAAUUAUGACGUCAUUUGUUUUUUGACGUUGAAGCAGGAGACGAUUGAUGAUUUAGUGUUAGUUGUUCGUCAGCAAAGGUUAUUUUGGAGCGAUCCAUCAGCCAAUAAGAUUUGGUGGGUGGAGCUUAAGAGUGGACUCGUCCAAUCACUGGACUUGAAAUCUAACGUUAAUAGGUUCACUAUAAUCGAGGAUAUUAUCGUGCUCACGCAGACAACUCCCUCAUCAUCAUCAUCGGCAUCGUCAUCACCAGUUAAAUUCGUCAAAAUACCAUCAUCAUCAUCACUAUCAUCAUCAUCAUUCGUCCCCGAAAUAUCUGGAUCGUUGGAAAACCGUCGGUUAAAUAUGUCGAAUAAAAGCGGUGCCGUGACGAUGUUCGGUAAUUACUUACAACCGAUCAAUGACGAGCACACGCCGUGUGUAACCAACGAUCAUAAAUGCGAUCAACUUUGCGUCACCAUUACGAACGGCUAUACGUGUAGAUGUGCUAUUGGCUACAUAAAGACCGGGAAUAAAUGCGAAACAGAUAUAUUACAAGAGCCAGCCAUCUAUUUCUUAGAUACGUUCCAUAAACAAAUAUAUCAGAUAACUGUGUCAUCAUCAUCACCACCACCAUCGUCAUCAUCAUCGUCGUCAUCGUUAUCAUCACCAUUGACUUCAUCAUUGUCGCUGAGUAGCAACAACAACAACAUCAACAACAACAUCAACAACAACAACAUCAACAGCAAUAACAACAACAGCAUCAACAACAACAGCAACAUCAACAACAUCAACAACAUCAACAACAACAACGGUGAUGAUGGUGAUGAUAGGGGCAACAUCUUCAACAAGCUCUCCACCAUCCACAGCUUUCCCCAUUCUUCACUCAUUCACCCAACCCAGUUUCAAGUCGAUGACAUCAGAGGAGUCAUUUAUAUCCUGGAUCUAGGUCAAAUUAAAGCAUUCCGAUUGGCUGACAGAAAAAUGGAACUCAUCGAUUUAACCAAUACGAAAGAAGGGUCAAAUAUGCAAAUUAGUCAGAUCGGCCUUGACAUUGGGGCUAAUGAAUUAUUCAUGACUGACGUCAUAGCCGGUAAACUAAUGGUGCUAUAUUUAGCAAACCGUACCGUUGAUGUUGUCAUGGACAAACUUGAUCACCCCUUCGCAGUUCAAGUGGACUCUUCCAACAGGAUGUUGUAUUGGACAGAAAGUGGAAAACUUAAACGAAUAACAUUACGAUCGCUAGCGACAGCAGGGACAACAGCAGCAGCUGAAGCGUCGUCUUCAUCGUCAAAAUAUGACGUCACAGUUUGGAAUUGCUGUUCUAAUAUAACGUCCAUAUUUUUAAAAGAUGAUGUUGUCUACUUGGCAGACAUUGAAGGCCACAGUAUCGUCCUAAUCAACACGUCAAUCAGCAAUAACAAUAGCAAUAAUAACAAUUAUAAUAAUGAUAAUAAUAAUAAUUAUAAUAAUAACAAUAACAAUAGUAAUAAUAAUAAUGAUAAUAAUAAUAAUAAUAACGAUAAUAAUAAUAAUAAUACGAGUUUCGGAACCUUUUACUUCUUAAAUGGUACCAAAUUUAACAGCAUCACAUCGGACGGAAUAUACAUCUACUUUGCCGCCUCUAAUAAAAGGUUAUGA